UUUUGAAUACAUAUAUAAAAAUGCAAAUCCUAAACUUUAAAAUGGACUUUAUAAAUUACAAGUCUAAGUUCGUGAAACCUUUUACACCAACACCCGCCAACAAGCGGUUCUACAAGAUUUCUUUCACGGAUGAGUUAGCCCCAACCAUAUACGUCCCUCUUAUUCUCUACUAUUCCGCGCCACCAAAAAUCUUGAACGGUGGUGAUCUAGCUCGAAACACUUAUGACCAUUUGGAGGAUUCGUUAUCGAAUACCUUAAGUGAUUUCUACCCAUUGGCCGGGAGAUUUAUUCGUAAGUUUUCAUUGAUUGAUUGUAAUGAUCAAGGUGUUUUAUAUGUCUUAGGCAAAACGAAUAUCCAGCUAUCGGAUAUUCUAUGCCUAGAAAAUGGGUCAAAACCCGAAAUGGUGAAUCAUUUUCUCCCUUGUGAGAUUGGUGCAGCUGAUGAAGUUGAUAACCCAAUGCUAUGUGUGAAAAUCACCACCUUUGAGUGUGGUGGUUUUGCUAUUGGUAUGUGUUUUUCCCAUAGGCUUUCGGAUAUGGGUACUAUGUGUAAUUUUAUCAAUAAUUGGGCUGCUAGAAGCAAUGGUGUAUAUGAGCAUAAAAUACCCUCCCCUAUUUUUGAUUCUAUGAAUUAUUUUCCACAAAGAGGUUUACCUGAACUUGACUUGAAAGUACCUAGGUCAAGUAUGGGUGUAAAGAACGUGGUACGCGUUCUACACUUUAAAGGAGAGGCUAUCUCGGCCAUGAGAGAAACUCUUGAAUACGAAGAUGGGUCUCGUAGACCCUCAAAAGUUCAACUCGUUGUGGCGUUGCUAUGGAAGGCCUUGGUUCACAUGGAUCAAGCCGAAAAUGGCCAAUCUAAGGCGUCUUUUCUAAUCCAACCGGUUGGACUGAGGGAUAAAAUAGUCCCUCAGUUACCCGAAAACUCCUUUGGUAACUUUUGGGGUCUUGCAACUUCCCAACUCGGCCCUGGUGAGGGUGACAAAAUGGGGUUUCAAGAUUUGUUUAAGAUUUUGCGUAACUCGGUUAAGAAAACAGCCAAGGAUUGCGCUAAGAUACUACAAAAUGGCGAAAAAGGAUACGGGGUUAUAAUUGAUCCAUAUUUAGAGUCGAACGAAAAGAUAGUAGAUAAUGAUGUGAACUUCUACUUGCUCACUUGUUGGUGUAAGUUUACAUUCUAUAAAGCCAAUUUUGGUUAUGGUAUGCCGAUUUGGUCUAGCACUGGAAAGUUACCUGUCCAGAAUUUGGUGAUCAUGUUGGAUGAUCAAGAGGGUGACGGUGUAGAAGCAUGGGUUCAUUUAGAUGAAAAGCGGAUGAAUAAACUAGAACAAGAUCCUGAUAUCAAGUUUUAUGCAAUUUAGGUUUAUUUAGCCAGCUAGGAGUUAUUGUACUAUUUAUCUUGUGUACUACCUAAGUUUUCUAAUGAAAUAGUUAAAAAAGAUGUUCAUAUAGAAUUUGUGAAA
Messenger RNA from Erigeron canadensis, 1463 nucleotides. Its product is annotated as pelargonidin 3-O-(6-caffeoylglucoside) 5-O-(6-O-malonylglucoside) 4'''-malonyltransferase-like. The record is from RefSeq and is a predicted model, not a curated record. The coding region runs from base 21 to 1361 and encodes 446 amino acids. The transcript has a single exon. Lineage: Eukaryota; Viridiplantae; Streptophyta; Magnoliopsida; Asterales; Asteraceae.